AUGUGGAUGCUUCUAGGACAGAACCAAAGUUGGGUUUCAGAGUUCAUUCUGCUUGGCUUCUGUAGAGACCCCACAUCCAACAGGAUUCUUUUUGUUGCCUUCCUUAUCCUCUACCUCAGUUCGGUACUGGGCAACGGGCUUAUUGUCACUCUGAUCUGUCUGGACACACAUCUCCACACACCUAUGUACUUCUUCCUGUGUAUCCUCUCCCUGCUGGAUAUGGGCUAUGUCACCACCACAAUGCCCCAGAUGUUGGCACAUCUUCUCACUCACACUCAGACCAUCACCUUUGCUGGAUGUUGGCUGCAAAUGUAUGUGUUUGGUGCCCUGGGCCUGACUGAGGGCAUCUUCUUUGUAGUCAUGGCUUAUGACCGAUAUGUAGCCAUUUGCUACCCACUGCAUUAUACUGUCAUUCUCAGUUCAGGCCUGUGCACAAGAUUGGCAGCUGGAACCUGGACCUGUGGUUUCUUCUUCUCUCUGAUCCAUACUUAUCUCACCAUGAGACUGCCAUAUUGUGGGCCCAAUGUGAUCAACCACUACUUCUGUGAAGGCCCCUCAGUGCGGAGCUUGGCUUGCAUGGACACGCAUCUCAUUGAAAUGGUGGAUCUGGUCAUUAGCUUCUUUGUGGUUGCUGCCCCACUCUCCCUCAUUCUGGCCUCCUACAUUCGUAUUGCUCUGGCCAUUCUCAAGAUCAAGUCUACUGGGGGCCGCUGCAAGGCUUUUUCCACCUGUGCAUCCCACUUGACUGUGGUCACAUUCUUUUAUGCGCCAGCUACUUACAUCUACAUGAGGCCCAACUCCAGCAACUCUCCUGAGCUGAACAAGCAGAUCUCACUCUUUUACAAUGUCUUCACUGCCCUGCUAAACCCUGUGGUCUAUAGCCUGAGAAACAAGGACAUUAAGGGGGCUUUUCUCAAGGUGAUGGGGCAGUGUUGGGGGGCUUAG
Molecule: messenger RNA, 945 nt
Organism: Tupaia belangeri chinensis (Chinese tree shrew)
Lineage: Eukaryota; Metazoa; Chordata; Mammalia; Scandentia; Tupaiidae
Product: olfactory receptor 2A12
Exons: 1
Coding region: 1-945 (314 amino acids)
Biological process (GO): G protein-coupled receptor signaling pathway
Cellular component (GO): membrane
Molecular function (GO): G protein-coupled receptor activity; olfactory receptor activity
Source: RefSeq, a predicted model, not a curated record